Messenger RNA from Parastagonospora nodorum SN15, 2205 nucleotides. RefSeq lists its product as hypothetical. The record is from RefSeq and is a predicted model, not a curated record. The transcript has 3 exons. Gene Ontology annotation, molecular function: endopolyphosphatase activity; exopolyphosphatase activity. Lineage: Eukaryota; Fungi; Ascomycota; Dothideomycetes; Pleosporales; Phaeosphaeriaceae. Gene Ontology annotation, biological process: polyphosphate catabolic process. Gene Ontology annotation, cellular component: membrane; fungal-type vacuole. The coding region runs from base 1 to 2205 and encodes 734 amino acids.
AUGUUGCGACGCGGUGGCCUAGUCUGCGGGCUGCUUCUUUGGGGAAGCUCCCAUGCUGCCCCGCCUAGCGCAGGAAGCAGCCGCACCGCGCAGCCCAGUGACGACAGCAAGCCCAGCGUCCAGGGCCGCAAGUUGACGGGCAAGUUCCUGCAUAUCACGGGUGAGUGGCAUGCAGACUUCCACCCCGAUCCCUUCUACAAGACAUACUCGAGCACCACAUCCGACGCAGCUUGCCAUCGUCACCGCGGACCCGCAGGCAUCUAUGGCGCAGAAACAUCGGGCUGCGACUCGCCCUACUCCCUCAUCAACCAGACCUUCCAAUGGAUUGAAGAAAACAUCAAGAACGACAUCGACUUUGUCAUCUGGACGGGCGACUCCGCGCGGCACGACAACGACGAAGAAUUACCCCGAACACCCAAGCAAGUAGUCAAGCAGAAUGAAUACAUGGUCGCAAAAUUCGCUGAAGUCUUUGGGAAAACCGAAGACAAGCAUGGCGACGUAGAGCAAUGGGCGAUACCCGUGGUGCCGACGUUUGGCAACAACGACAUCAUGCCGCACAAUAUUUUCCUGGCCGGGCCGAAUCGCUGGACGAAAAAGUACCUGGAUGUUUGGAGGGGGAUGAUUCCCGAGGAGCAGAGACAUCAGUUUUCGCAGGGGGGGUGGUUUAGUGUUGAGGUGGUGCCGGGGAAGUUAGCGGUGAUCAGCUUGAACACCAUAUUCUUCUUCUCCUCGAACUCCGCCGUCGACGGCUGCGCGAACAAGCAUGAACCCGGCUACGAGCACAUGGAAUGGCUGCGCAUCCAGCUCCAGAUCCUGCGCGACCGCGGCAUGAAGGCGAUCAUUAUGGGCCACGUACCACCCGCGCGCGUCGAUAGUAAAGAGAGCUGGGACGAGACAUGCUGGCAGAAAUACACACUCUGGACGCGCCAGUUUCGCGAUGUGGUCGUGGGUGGCCUGUACGGACAUAUGAACAUCGACCAUUUUAUGCUGCAAGAUUUUGAUGAGAUCAGCAAAGACGCCGAGAAAGGCAGGAUGGCUAGUGGUAGCCAGAUGGAAAGACUAGAAGAGGAGGGCGGUGUUCAGCUGUACGAAGACGGCGAGGUCACUGUCGCUUCGGCGUCUGACUACUUGCUUGACCUGAGGGAGGCAUGGGCGCAACUACCAGCACCACCCUCCAAGUCCAGCAAGAAAUCGAAUAAAGGCAAGAAAGAUAAAAGCGACAAGAAAAAGUAUCUUGACAUGAUCGGCGGCAAGUUCGCGGAACGCUACAGUAUCAGCCAUGUUGCGCCCAGCGUUGUACCGAACUACUUCCCCACACUCCGCAUCAUCGAGUACAACAUUACUGGUCUAGACGCUAGCGAUAUUUCUGCCAGUGGCAGCAAGCCGAAGUCGGUCCCUUCACUGUCCCACCAAAAGCUGUUAGUCGAUGGCGACCAUUUUGACGAGGACGAGGAUGAGUACUUACAGGAUGUUGAGACUGCAAUGAGGAAAAAGAAAAAGCACAAGAAACAUCCCCGCAAGUACAAAUUCAAGGUCCCAGAUGGCCCCUCAAAAUCAGCGCCACCAGGACCCGCCUACUCCCCUCAGACCUUCACAUGGACUCGAUACACCCAAUAUUUUGCCAACCUCACGCAUAUCAACAACGACUUUGUCGAAAACACCGAUGGUGCCUCGCCAAAUCGAAAUUCGCCAAGGACGAUCUUUGGAUUGAACGUCACGGAAGACGGGCAGAUUGAGAAUAGUGGCUGGAAAGAGGGCAAGCAUAGAAAGCAUCAGGGCAAGCAGCCACGACCGGAGCCGCAUCCGAAUGAGUUCUUUUAUGAGGUCGAGUACGACACCAAGAACGACCGGGAGUUUCCAGACCUCACGGUUAGACGAUGGGUUGAAUAUGCACGCAAGAUUGGACAGACUGGAUCGAACGCAGCUGACGUUGAAGAAAUCGAGGGCGGGUUCGACAAGGAGACGGCGAUUGACGACACACCUUUGGGGGAUGAUCUCGACUCACAAGAUGACAACGUUGAAGAACUAGGCAAGAAACACAAGAAAAAGAAGGGCCACAAGAAGAAACACCACAAGGCAUCCAAAGAAUGGUACACCUUCGUCAGGAGAGCCUUCGUUAGCACCAUGAACCCGCACGAGAUCAAACAGGUGUUCAGCGCGACGGACGAACUAGAGGAGACUCCACAGGAGAUCUUGGAGCUAUGA